GCUUAAAGCAUACUAUUGUUAAUCUUUGUUGGCAAAUAAUACAGCAAAGUUAUAUAUUUUUUCUCCACGUUGGAAUUAAGCUUCAAGGUUAAAAUCGUAUUAUAUUUACGGUGAUAAGAAAAAUUCAGCAGAAUAAAAAAUACCCGCGUAAAGAUGACAAUAUUACAGAUUAUAUGAAAUGUUAACAUUAUAUUAACUAAAUAAACAAAAAGAAAAUUUCAAUCUAAAGAUGGGAACCGUAAACUCUACACUGGCAGCUGGUCCCUGGGACGGAUUCAAAACGGUGUGGGCUUCGUUUGAGUUUAACCCACAAUGCAAUAGCUCACGAGGAUGCACGCAUGUUUUCAAGGGUGUAGUAUACCACGAACGGAACUACUUUACAAAGUCAGACGUGGUGAUCAAGAAACAACACAGGAUUGCAAAACUUGGUGACUGGAAGCUUUAUAUAUACAGAUGCACGACAGGACAACGUUUGGCAUCCAAGUUCAUACGGCAUUUACAAAACAACCACAACAUUAGCCAAUACAAGGUACGUUUUGUCAAGCCUAUCGAAGCAAUUAUCGACGAAUGGUCAUCUUUUACAGCCAUUGUAGCUCGUUUUCUAAAAUUCAAACUGGGUAAAGACGAAGCGUUACUUAUCGAGGAACGUCUGCGUGGGAAGUUUGUCACUUUCGUUACAGACUGUGGCUCAGGAAUCAAUCGAGAGAUCGCAGUUCUAGCAGCGUUCGCACAUUUUACCUACCAUGAAUCAGGUGGGGAAUUAGUGGUGUGUAACUUGCAAGGAGUCGAGGAUCAAUGUGUGUUCACACUUACCAAUCCGGUCAUUCAUUCAAAAGACGGUAACUAUGGCGACACUGACCGAGGAGCAGACGGGAUUGAUGAGUUCUUUCAACAUCACGUGUGUACCGUCUUGUGCAGUAACUUAUCGAGACCAUCAGGUGACUAUACAGAACUCAUUUCAAAUCAAGAACUGCCGCCUCCGUACGAAGAGCUUUUUCCUGAUGGUCCUCCGCCAGUUCCUUGAAGCAAACUGUCCAUUACUUCUGAAGAAUGCAAGAUACCUGCGCAUUGUAUGAAGAGAGUUGCUCGUAAACAGAGUCAUAAAGGUGAAGGCUAAGGCAUGGGUUUAUAGUCUGAUUAUGAUAUUAGACACAACUCCAACCGACCCUUAACUUACCCCCCCCCCCCCGAUCGCUGGGAUUUAAGACGUCCGUCUACAUUCGGCGCAGUAUGCAGCCAUGGCGCAUUAGCUUAUUUCCGUCACAAGUACCCAUUAAGGCUCCUGGGUGGAGAGGAGCAGGCGUGGGAUCAUUUUUCGUGGUGGGUUAGCCGUCUUAUAAUAUGCGCUGUGCAUGCAUGCCUGACAGACCAUGAUGUAUCCAUCUCAGUUGUGAAUUGUAUCAAAGUGUGCUAAAUAGUUACUACUGUGUGACUUAUUAACAGUGUGCCGUGAUUUGCUAAUAAGAAAUGAAAAAGUACCCGUUAAUAACGCAUCAAUUGUAUACUCAAGAAAAUAACCUUGUUAUUUUAAGGAUUUACACUUCAUAAUGCAAUAUACAAAAGUGACUUUAUAAUGAUAUAAUUAUACUGUCUGAUAUGGUGUGAAAAUGUAUGUUUAGAUGUUGAAGUAUAUUUUAUUUACCAUUUUAUUAAUAAAAAAGCUUUAAAAUGA
Molecule: messenger RNA, 1672 nt
Organism: Dreissena polymorpha
Lineage: Eukaryota; Metazoa; Mollusca; Bivalvia; Myida; Dreissenidae
Product: alpha-protein kinase vwkA-like
Exons: 3
Coding region: 230-1024 (264 amino acids)
Biological process (GO): protein phosphorylation
Molecular function (GO): protein serine/threonine kinase activity; ATP binding
Source: RefSeq, a predicted model, not a curated record